UUCAGAAAAUUAUAGAAUUUUUAUAUAUAUUAGCAUAUACAUUUUUAAAAGUGAACAUAGCAGAUGGACGAAGACAGUUUUUGUUGGACGUUUCUUAACACUGACUUGUUUGCCUCUUCCUACUUCCAACAUUUUAUUUCAACGCUGGUAACACCACUUAUUUAUACUCAAACAACAAAAGCAACCACUUGCAGCAUGGAUCGCAAAGCUGAACUAGAACGUAAAAAGGCCAAAUUGGCCGCCCUACGAGAGGAGAAAGAUCGCCGUAGGCGUGAAAAAGAGAUGAAGGAUAUGGAAGAAGCGGCUGGCCGCAUAGGUGGUGGUAUCGGCAUUGACAAGGAUCAGAGGAAAGAUUUGGAUGAAAUGCUGUCCUCUUUGGGAGUUGCGCCCGUUUCGGAAGUAUUAUCUUCUUUGUCAUCCGUUAACUCUCUAACAUCGGACAACUCUAACACCCAAACGCCGGACGCAAGUCUACAAGCAAAUAUGAAUGGUGUCGGCGGUGGCAAAAAGCAGCCUUUGAAUUUGAGUGUUUACAACGUACAAGCCACCAACAUUCCACCAAAAGAAACACUGGUCUACUCGAAGCAAACGCAAACUACUAGCACCGGUGGACAUGAACGUGAUGGAUACAUGGAGGAUUGGUGGAGACCACGCAAAGCUCAUGCUACGGAUUAUUACGACGAAUACAAUCUAAAUCCGGGUUUAGAGUGGGAGGAUGAAUUCACAGUGCUUGCAUUUGAUGCCCAAGGAGAUGACGAAGAUUCUCUACCACAUCUGGAGCACGGUUUCACUUCGAAGUUGCCACCCGGCUAUUUGACGCACGGUCUGCCAACGGUGAAAGAUGUAGCACCGGCCAUAACACCGCUGGAGCAAAAGAAAGAGCAGGAGGAGAAAAGGAGAUUAAGGAACUUCUCUGAGGAGCAAAAGCAGAUGAUCAUACACGAUGAAUUCCAACAUUUCAUGCUACGCGCCGGACGCAUCGUUGAGCGCGCACUCUCCGAAAGUGUUGACAUUUACACGGAUUACAUUGGCGCCGGCGACAAUGAGGAUACGAACGACGAAAAACAAGCACGAUUGUCAUUGAAUCGGGUUUUCUACGACGAACGUUGGUCGAAGAAUCGUUGCAUCACCUGCAUGGAUUGGUCAACACACUUCCUAAUUGUAGCCGCCUCGUAUCAAAACGAGGAGAGCCCCAACGAACCCGACGGUGUUGUUAUGGUGUGGAAUACAAAAUACAAGAAGCAUACUGAAGAUAUUUUCCACUGUCAAGCGCUGUGAUGUCAACAUGUUUGCUAAAUUCAAUCCAAUUUAAUAUUAGGCGGUACAUACCGGGUCAGAUAGUGCUUGGGAUAAUCGUGUGCAAAACGCACACCCAUGCAACGAACACCACUAAGCGCCGCCGCACAUACACAUCCAGUCUAUUGUCUGCAGGUUGUUGGCACACAAAAUGCUCACAAUGUCAUCUCUAUCUCUUCGGAUGGCAAGCUGUGCUCUUGGAGUUUGGAUUUAUCGCAUCCACAGGACAUGGAGUUGCAACAGCAACGUCCGUCGAAAUCGAUUGCAGUCACUUGUAUGGCAUUUCCGGCGAAUGAUAACAAUUUGGUGAUGGGCAGUGAGGAUGGUUAUGUUACUCAGGUGAGUCGUCAUGGUUCGCGCACUGGUAAAUGAAGUCUUCGAAAACACCUGGGGCCGGUAACAGGAAUCUCCACGCACUACAACCAAUCGUCCCUGACUUUGGACAUCUCUCUAACUUCCUCCAUCGAUUGG
Bactrocera oleae (olive fruit fly) is the source of this 1767-nucleotide messenger RNA. The record is from RefSeq and is a predicted model, not a curated record. NCBI's taxonomy places the organism in Eukaryota, Metazoa, Arthropoda, Insecta, Diptera, Tephritidae.